AUGGAUGUCACCGUCAGUCCGUGGAGCUACCGCGCCGCCUUGCAGGAACAGCUCGCUGCCUCCAACACUCCCGUCGCUUCACUUGCAAGAACAACAAAAACAACACCGCCGCACGGCGGGCGUGGGUACCGGCAGCACGGCGAGGGUGUUGUCAUUGAAAACAGCAGUCUUCUCGGGAAUUACAACGACCUUGCCGAGGCGGUGGCGUUUCCGCAGUCCGGCGGCGGCGGCGGCGGCGGCAGAUCCCGCUCGCUCGUGAUGGAUUUUAUCGAUGAGUGUGUGCGCAAAGGCGUGCCGGAGUCCGUUAUUGUCGAGCAUGUCAUGUUCAUGGUCCAUGCGAUGCAGGAGCAGAUCAACCUAACGGAGGCCUUGCACGCACGCUUUCACCAGGACCGUCUGCGACAGUACGAGAUGUCAGAAUUGACAAACACGCUGGAGCGACAACAAGUCUACUACGAUGAACAGCAACACAGCAGUCACAGGAAGAAAUCGCAGGAGUGUGAGGAGGCAAACAGGAAUUUGGUACAAAGCCAGGAUCGCGAGGAACAUGUACCGCCAUGGCGUCAGGUGCGGCUGAACGCGGGACUUGUGGUGGGCAGCAGUGCCGCGAGGGGGUGUCGUGGGUACCAUGCGUUAACGUCGAACAAUGAACGUCAUGCCCAUGUGGCGUUUACACAGACGCCGCUGGAGGAGAGCAGUGGGCAGCAACGGCACGGAAGAGGAGGAGGGUCUGGGGGUACUGCGGCAGCAACGUUUCAGCGAUUUAUGCGGCCGACAGAUGCCAGUAAUAGGAAAGAGCGACGAAAGUACGGAGCUGUUUUGGAGGACUUGCAUGCUCCUCCUCCUCCUCCACUACGAUCGGUGCGUGCGCAGAAAUUAACAGAGGCGGCCCGACAAGGGGCGCGGUGCCGGCGCCUGGCAAUUGACAAGUUUGCUCGACGUGGACGUCAGCGGCUUGUGGGCAAACUAGACAACGCUGCUGACAGUCGGUUGACGUGGUCGGAUGACGAUGACAACAACAAUAAUACGGUGCCCUCUCCAAAACACCAUGGCGAAGGACAAAGCCCCGGCCCUCGACUAGACACUCAGCAGCUGGCGAGAGAAGUUACACAGUCCGACACCGUGCUUUCUUCUCUGUCACCACCGCGUAGUGAGACUCUUCGCGCCCGCGAUGGAAUCCCUGCGACGAGGCUCUACGCUGUGGAUACAGAGGCUGAGAAGAGGGAGGAAGAAGUGGCGGGGGAUUUGAGCUUGUGGAAAGCGGGAGAAUUUCCUGUGACUGUCUCAGCAUUGGCGGCAGCCCCUCUGUUAUCCGUUCGAACCCCUUCAUUCUUCCCGAGUCCUCAGCUGCAAGCGUACAUUGAACAAAGCCGGCGCAAGGUGCGGGAGGUGGAGCGUGUAUUGGCGAGUACGCCAGAGCGCGGCACCACGCGGGGGGUUUGGUGA
Trypanosoma rangeli is the source of this 1446-nucleotide messenger RNA. RefSeq lists its product as uncharacterized. The coding region runs from base 1 to 1446 and encodes 481 amino acids. The record is from RefSeq and is a predicted model, not a curated record. Lineage: Eukaryota; Euglenozoa; Kinetoplastea; Trypanosomatida; Trypanosomatidae. The transcript has a single exon.